AUGCGUAAGCCGUACAGGUUUUAUAGUCUCAUCAGACCGAAACUGCGCCAGUCAUGGAAUAAGUACAAUUUGUAUAACCUAUACCGGAACGCUGGACGGGAACCACAGAUUCGAGGCACUCCGACAUUCUUCCAGCAGAAAUGGGCGGCAAAGUCGAAAACAAGAGCCUACCAUGGCGAGCAUAUUCCAGAGAAGAAAUGGGUGCGCCUAUUCUCGCGGCGCCUUCUGUCGGCUGUCGACCUACCGCCUAAAUAUCUGGCUGCCCACGAUGGCUCAGAGCAGGCCACUGGCCGGGGCUCUGGUCUGUCUACGUCUCAUCUGACGGCGGAAUCAUACUCCAAGGCCCCCGCACUGAGCACCCAAGAACGAUUAAGACGUAGACCGCCUCUUUUUGGCGACAUCAACAAGCUCCUGUCCGACCAGUUCACUAGUAUGACUCCAUAUAUGCAGAUGACGUUUGCUCCUCUGGAACGGAGGCUGGAUACGGCUGUAUUCCGCGCCUUAUUCGCCAGCAGCGUGCGCCAGGCGCGACAAUUUAUCCUCCAUGGAGCCGUCAAGGUCAAUGGCAAAAAGAUGCUUCACCCGUCUUAUCAGCUGAACCCUGGCGACAUGUUCCAAGUUGACAUCGAUAAGGUCAUGUACGGAACUGGUCAGCAAAAGGUGGCCCAGGGUGAUAAGCGCCUGGCGGAAAAUUUAGAAUCCCGGAAGAAGAAGGCGGAAGCGUUCUACAAAACGGCUCUUGAAAAAGCGACAGCCAAUAAGUCUGGUGAGACCUCAUCAAGCGACGUGGCUACCGAUAAAGGGGACAAUGAUUCAGAAACACCCACAAAAAGGUCGACGGAGGGAUUGGAAUCAGAUGCCGCAAAAGAUGCAGACUCUGUACCGGGAGGAGAGGCUCUUUCUCCAGAGGAGGCUUGGAAACUGAACAAUCGUGCACUGAAAUUCCUCCUCAAGGAUGUCAAGAAGAUCUUGAAGAACAACCCAAAGGAGCUCUCGGCAAAGGAAAAGAAGAGUUUGCGACUUUUCCGCGCAGACGCCAAGCGAUUCCUGUCACACGCCGAGGAUAAACCUCUUGAUAUGCGGGACCUCAUUAAAGAACUAGAGCUCCAGAUGAGCAGCCACGAACUUAUGCGGAAAAGCUUUGAAGAUCUCACCAUCCAUAAUCCUGUUUCGGCCCAGGAGACCUCGCAAGCCUCGUCCACUGGCGCAGUUGCUUCCGAACAAGGCCAACAAACCCAGCUUAAUCGACAGCGCCAGAUGGACAAGGGGCUUGAAGCCUUGUCAGAGGAGCAAAAGGAAAAGGCAGUUCGCAUCAUGGGCGAAUCACAACUCUCCCGAGAAGAGAUGCGCAAGCUUGCCCAGCUCCUGAUAACUGACGAAGAGAACCCCGUCGACGAGUCGAAACCGUACGCGACACCAUGGCGACCUCGACCAUUCAUGUCGCCGUUUGCUUUUAUCCCUCGCUAUCUCGAAGUGAAUCCCAACAUCUGCGCCGCUGUCUACAUACGCCAUCCUAUUGCACGCAAGGGCAUGGCCGAGGUCCCCACUCCUUUCAGCUACCUGACCAGCCAAUUGACACACAACUGGUACUUGGAGCGUGGUUAG
This is a messenger RNA of Ustilaginoidea virens, 1605 nucleotides long. RefSeq lists its product as uncharacterized. The transcript has 3 exons. NCBI's taxonomy places the organism in Eukaryota, Fungi, Ascomycota, Sordariomycetes, Hypocreales, Clavicipitaceae. Gene Ontology annotation, biological process: positive regulation of translational fidelity. The record is from RefSeq and is a predicted model, not a curated record. Gene Ontology annotation, molecular function: rRNA binding; structural constituent of ribosome. The coding region runs from base 1 to 1605 and encodes 534 amino acids. Gene Ontology annotation, cellular component: mitochondrial small ribosomal subunit.